AUGACCCCCGCGCAGGACCCCUUCUACAUCGUCAAGGACGAGAUCCAGGAUUCCGUGAUACAUUUCGCUAUUCACGAAUCUGAGAUGUUAUGCUCUAGCCAUGAUCUGCGAUUCUUCUGGCUCCUGCGAGGUCCGAUUGACAAAGUACAAGAUACUUUUAAUCAAUGGAAGCAAGCACCUGAAAAUACAGGAGAGUAUGUGCAUCUUACCAGAGAACUGCUAACCACCUGUGAGAGCGUCCAAUGGCAGGUGGAUGAGUUAGAGAAGGCAAUUUCUGUUGCUGAGAGAGAUCCAGCUUACUAUGGACUAAACGAGGUUGAAAUUGGGAAACGGAGGAACUGGACUAGCACCGCCCGCAACCAGGUGGUAUCAAUACGGAGGAAUGUUGAAGCUGGAAAGCACAAGACUGCCUUUGGACGUUCGGUCAAUCCUUCCGAACUAGGCAGAUCCAAGCAGCACAUUUCUCAGGAUAACGAUGACUUCAUUGCUUCAGAAUCUGAUCAACAGAUGCUCCUGAUGAAGCGUCAGGAUGAUGAGUUGGAUGCGCUUAGUGCUAGUGUCCAGCGAAUUGGAGGUGUAGGUCUCACAAUACACGAAGAGCUUGUUGGACAGGAAAAACUUCUAGGUGAACUAAGCCUCGACAUGGAAACUACCUCCAACCGGCUCGAUUUUGUGCAGAAAAGAGUGGCUAUGGUUCUGAAGAAGGCCAGCUUGAAAGGGCAGAUCAUGAUGAUAGCUUUCUUGGUGGUUCUUUUCAUCAUCCUUUUCGUUUUGGUAUUCUUGACUUGA
Messenger RNA from Triticum turgidum subsp. durum (durum wheat), 789 nucleotides. NCBI's taxonomy places the organism in Eukaryota, Viridiplantae, Streptophyta, Magnoliopsida, Poales, Poaceae. The record is from the annotation of a GenBank genome assembly.